Molecule: messenger RNA, 393 nt
Organism: Aspergillus tanneri
Lineage: Eukaryota; Fungi; Ascomycota; Eurotiomycetes; Eurotiales; Aspergillaceae
Exons: 1
Coding region: 1-393 (130 amino acids)
Source: RefSeq, a predicted model, not a curated record
AUGGUGGCGAAGGCAUUUUACUGCAUAUGCACGGCGGCCAACUCUGGCGAGCGUCGAUCCAUGCCACCAUUUAUUGUUUAUCACCACGUUUCCAGCACCGCUUCACGAGUGGGUAUGACUCUACAACCCACCCGCCAAGGAAGCACGCUCUCAGCAUUCUCCGAUUCCAGCACGAUUAUUGGAUUCCGUCUUUACCGCUGGCUACCAGACGCCGAGAAUGAGCCGAUUUGCCAAUACGGCGGUAAAGUACACUUCACGCAUUCUGCAAAUUUGAGCCGGUUGUUUGGACCGGUCUCUCGCUCAACCAGUUGCGACGGCGGUGUAUUUGAUGCGAGGUUUGAUUGGGUAGCCGGUGUCGAGAUUCCGGUAAGGCGCAAUAUUCAAACCGGCUGA